AUGUCAGCAUACCAGCGAGAAGAGCAAAACAACACUCGGCUCGAGGAGCUGGCGUCGAAAAUCUCGUCUUUGCGGUCUGUCACCAAUGACAUCCACGCUCAGGCUAGCGAUUAUUCGCUUAUUGAUUCCACGACGGACACUGUUGGAAACAUGAUGACCUCGGUCCGAGGGUCUGCUUCCAAGCUUGGACGGUCGCUCAAGGCCGGACACCCCAUCUGGCGAACUGUUGGCAUUGCUCUGGCCAUCAUUCUCCUGCUGUGGUUUCUGUUCAAGUUUUUUUAA
Messenger RNA from Yarrowia lipolytica CLIB122, 282 nucleotides. RefSeq lists its product as uncharacterized. Lineage: Eukaryota; Fungi; Ascomycota; Dipodascomycetes; Dipodascales. The record is from RefSeq and is a predicted model, not a curated record.